This is a messenger RNA of Gekko japonicus, 1497 nucleotides long. RefSeq names its product tetratricopeptide repeat domain 6 (gene TTC6). NCBI's taxonomy places the organism in Eukaryota, Metazoa, Chordata, Lepidosauria, Squamata, Gekkonidae. The record is from RefSeq and is a predicted model, not a curated record. The transcript has 10 exons. Gene Ontology annotation, molecular function: protein binding. The annotation marks the transcript as partial.
GCUUGUGAAGCCUUUUCCACUGCUGUCAAGCUGUAUCCGCGUUAUGCUGAUGCAUUUUAUGAGCGAGGACUAUGCAGAAUGCAACUUCAGCAAGAAAAAUGCAUAUUAGAUUUCAACAAAGUGCUUGCUAUUUUACCAAACCAUUUUCAGGCAUAUUUAAGUCGUGCUGCUUUCUUUGGAAGUAAGGGAAGGUACUCUAAAGCAAUAAUGAACUGUACUGAGGCCAUCAAAAUUCAUCCUAGAAGCGUGAGAGCCCAUCUCUACAGAGGAGCAUUGAAAAUUCACAAUAAGACUUACAAAAAUGCCAUUGAAGAUUUAAAUAAAACCAUCGAACUGGACAAUAUUUGCACUUUGGCAUAUUAUAACAGGGGAGUCUGUUACCAUCAAAUGAAGGACUACAAAAAUGCUUUGAAAGAUUAUAGUAUUACUCUUCUUCUUGAGCCAAAAAAGGACAUUGUCUUGAAAGUGUUGGUUAACCGGGCAGUAAUCUACACUGAACUUGAUCAAUAUGCCAAUUCACUGGAGGACCUUACAGAGGCGACAUUGAGUAAACCAAAAGACAGUCAACUAUUCCAAGCUCUUGGAAUCUGCUAUCACAGGCUUCAAAAGUAUGAAGAAGCUGUGAAGUCAUUUUCUACAGUGCUUAGAUUAAAUCCCUUUUCUCUGGAUGGCUAUAUUGGACGAGGGAAUUCAUACAUGGAAUAUGGUCAUCAGGCUGGUUCAAAACAGGCCCAGAAAGAUUUCUUGAAAGCAAUACACUUGAAUCCAUUAUGCAUAAAGGCCAGACUUUGCUUAGGAUACAACUUACAGGGUCUUGGAAAGUUUCAAAAAGCUUGGCAACAGUUUUCAGUAGCGAUUCACAUUGAUCCAGAAUGUCACAUUGCUUAUGAUGGGCGUGCUGUAGUUUGUCUUCAGAUGGGUGAUACAUUUGCUGCCUUUCAAGAUAUAAAUACUGCACUAAAGGUUACUACCAGUGCGGAAAUCCUUACAAAUCGAGGUGUCAUUAAUCAGUUUAUGGGAUAUGUAAGCUGUGCCAUGAAGGACUAUCAGCAGGCAAUCACUGUUGAUCCUGACUAUGCUUUAGCGUACUUCAAUGCAGCAAAUGUAUACUUUCUUAACAGGCAGUUUUCACAGGCAAAAGACUAUUAUUCCAGAGCACUGACACUUGAUGCAAAAAAUGAAUCUGCAUUCUUGAAUCGAGCUAUUACAAAUACACUAUUGAAAAACUUUGAGGAAGCAAAAGCAGAUUUUGAGAAGGCAGUUUGUCUCAGCCCUUUCUCUGCAGCUGUAUAUUAUAACAAGGCAAACCUCCACAACACAUUAAAGCAAUAUGAGCAAGCUGAGGAGGACAUUUCAAAAGCUCUUGCAAUUCAGCCUUAUGAUCCCCUGAUGUAUAAACUUAGAGCUGAUGUUCGUGGCAAACUGGGUUUCAUUAAAGAAGCUAUAGCUGAUUAUAAGAAGGCUAUCAAUAUUCAAGAAUUUAUCUUCACAGGGUGA